This is a messenger RNA of Ichthyophthirius multifiliis, 1176 nucleotides long. RefSeq lists its product as hypothetical. Gene Ontology annotation, molecular function: poly(A)-specific ribonuclease activity; nucleic acid binding. The transcript is spliced from 3 exons. Gene Ontology annotation, cellular component: P-body; CCR4-NOT core complex; CCR4-NOT complex. The record is from RefSeq and is a predicted model, not a curated record. Lineage: Eukaryota; Ciliophora; Oligohymenophorea; Hymenostomatida.
AAGUGAUGAUUUUAAAGAUAAAGGAAUUAUAAGAGAAGUUUGGUAAGAUAAUUUAGAAUAAGAAUUCGAAAUAAUACAAGAUUUAGCUGAAGAAUGUACCUAUGUCUCACUAGUAAUUAAUGAAAAUAAUUUCUAAUUAUAUUUAUUUUAAAGGAUACAGAAUUUCCAGGUGUCAUAUAACAAUAAGUAAAAAGAAUAAAUUUAAAAGAACUCUCUAUAAAUAAAAAUUAAUAAAAAAAAAAAUAUAUAUAAAUAUAAAUAAAGGCUAGCUCAGAAUAUCAAAAAAUAAAGCAAAACGUAGACAGUUUAAACAUGAUUUAACUAGGAUUAACAUUUGCCAAAAGUGAUGGUACAUUUCCUUAAAAAUGCACAUUUUAAUUUAACUUUGCAUUCAAUAAAAAUAAAGAUAAUAAUACAAAAGAAGCAAUAAAAUUUUUAGAAGAAAGUGGAAUAAAAUUCGAUAUGCAUUAAAAAUAAGGUAUUUAAUUAGCAGAUUUCGCAGAAAUGUUUUUCGGAUGUGGGUUAUUAUGUAAUGAAGAUAUUACUUGGAUAACUUUUCAUGGAGGAUUUGAUUUUGCUUAUUUUUUAAAAUUGUUAAUUGAUUCAAAAUUACCUAAUACAUGUAAAGAAUUUUAUGAAUAGUUUUAUUUAUAUUUUCCUUAAACAAUUGAUGUCAAAUUAGUUAUAUAAGAAAUAGAAGGAUAUAAAUAUAAAUAUUUAGGUUUAGAAAGAUUAUCUAAAAAUUUAUAAAUUGAUAGAAUUGGACCUUAGCAUUAGGCUGGAAGUGAUAGUUUACUUACGAUGAAAGUUUUUUUAAAAUUAAAAGAAAAAAAUUCUAUUUCAUAAUGUUAUAAUUAAAUUUUUGGACUUAAUGAACUUGAAGAUGAAAAAUCUUAUAUGAAUUAAUAAUAAUAAUAUAUUACUGAUUAUCCUCCAAAUAUGUUUGGAUAGAAUAUUAUGGACAAUUAUUACUAUUAAUAGUAGUCUGUUAUUGGAGAUUAAUAUUACUUUUAGGAAUAUUAAUAGUUGGCCUAAAAUUAAAUUCCAGCUUAAUAUGCAAAUUAUAUUCCGAAUAGAAAUUAUUCAGGAAAUACUUAUAAUAAUGGAAAUAAUGAAUAAAAUAAAUAAAACAGUAACGCUGGAUAACAACCAAAAAAAAAUCCUUCUUAGAGAUGA